GGAAGUACGUCUAUACUCCAUCACUUGACACUCUUUGUACACAACCGCUAGCUAGCGCAGCGCAGCGUGUGGGAUCUGUUCUGGGUUCUGUUCUGGUCAUCGGUCUGUAGCUGCAGCUGUAAUUCAAAGAUGAACACGGUUUUGUCCAGGGCGAACUCCCUGUUCGCCUUCUCCCUGAGCGUCAUGGCGGCCUUGACGUUCGGCUGCUUCAUCACCACAGCCUUCAAAGACAGACGGGUUCCCGUGGACAUCCACGUCUCCAGAGUCAUGCUGAAGAACGUCGAUGACUUCACCGGACCCAGAGAGCGCAGUGAUCUCGGUUUCAUCACCUUUGACCUCUCUGCAGAUCUGCAGCCGAUUUUUGACUGGAACGUCAAACAGCUGUUUCUCUAUCUGUCAGCUGAGUAUGUAACAAAGAGCAAUUCUCUGAACCAGGUGGUGCUGUGGGACAAGAUCGUCCUUCGAGGUGAAAACACCAAACUGAACCUCCGAGACAUGAAGUCGAAAUACUUCUUCUUUGACGACGGGAAUGGACUCAGAGCCAAUAAAAACAUCACCCUGACGCUGUCGUGGAACGUUGUCCCCAACGCUGGAAUCCUUCCUCUAGUGGCUGGAAGUGGACAUGUCAGUCUCCCGUUCCCAGACGCAUACGAGUCCACCAAGAGCUAUUAGACGGACCCCCACACAUCCAGCCAGUUUCACACAAGCCCCCUCCCCACACACACAAGCUGAUGAAACAAGAGUACAGGUGCAAACUGACCAACACACAAACACACACACAAUACACUGGUUUUCUUAAAACGUGAAAAUGAAUUUUUGGUUUGUAAUAAAAGGUGAGAUUGGAACAUC
Messenger RNA from Scophthalmus maximus (turbot), 849 nucleotides. It is a transcript of the gene spcs3, whose product is annotated as signal peptidase complex subunit 3. Gene Ontology annotation, cellular component: signal peptidase complex; membrane. Gene Ontology annotation, biological process: protein targeting to ER. Lineage: Eukaryota; Metazoa; Chordata; Actinopteri; Pleuronectiformes; Scophthalmidae. Bases 130 to 672 code for a protein of 180 amino acids. The transcript has 5 exons. The record is from RefSeq and is a predicted model, not a curated record.